AAUUUAAAGAUGAAGAAAGAGAACAACGAAGAAAAGUGAGAGUGAGUUUACUCUCCCAAUGCUGGCCUCUGCCUGCAGGUUUUGCACUGCCACCAAAAGUUGUGGUUCUAAGUUUUGAACACACAUGAGAGAGAAAUCAUUUAGUAACUCCACCACCAGCAAAGCACCUUCACCCUUCUACUCCUUAGAAAAACCCAAAUCCUGAACCUUUUUUCUUUGAUUUUCUCCAUGGAUAACACAAAAGAAGCUUCAGCUCCAUGCUUGUUUAUAUAACCUCACCAUAAUUGUACUAAAAUACCACCAAAUUAUAACCUUUUUUCAACAAAGUCCACUUUUUCCCAUCAUUCUUCUCUUUCUCCUUCUCUUCAUUUUUCUCCAUAUAAGUGAAGUUCUUCUUUUGUUUAGGUUUAUAGAAGUGUUUUUGUCUUGGUUCCAUGGAUUCAUAUGAAGCUACAAGAAUGGUGUACUCCAGGAUCCAAAACUUGGACCCUGAAAAUGCCUCAAAAAUCAUAGGGUAUUUGCUCAUACAAGACCAUGGAGAGAAGGAGAUGAUACGUUUAGCCUUUGGGCCAGAGGCUCUUAUUCAUGCUACAAUCGUCAAAGCCAAAACCCAUCUGGGAUUACUCUCCUCCUCAAACCCACCAACACCCUCUACUCCUUCGUCCCCAUCUCCUUUCUCCUCAAGACCUAGUCCUUUGUCCAUCCCUCUUUCUUCCAGACUCACCGCCCCCAACAAUGGCGGUUUUGACAUCACAAGCCCUUCUUCUCCGUUUAGCCACCACUCCAUCAGUCCCAGCACUAAUUCAUCCCUUUCUUACGCCAGUAUUGUCAAUGGAGGUACCAACAUUGCAAAUGGGUCUGGAUCUUUGCCCUCCAUUGCAAAUAAUUAUCACGAAAAUGAAUUCGUUGACGAUUACCAGUUACAGGACCACCUUUCCUUUCUCAAUGAGUCCAAAGCUGAAGACUUGUUUGAUCCCCGGCUUGACUUAGCGAUGAGCCCAACUGGGUUCGGCGAUUCUCCUCUGCACCGGCGGAGUUUUUCUGUUCCUGGAAUGUGUUUUGGUUCUGAAGAUGUAAAUUCCGGGUUGGGGUGGCGACCUUGUCUGUACUUUGCAAGAGGGUUUUGCAAGAAUGGCACUAGCUGUCGGUUUCUUCACGGUGAUUGUGUGGACGGUGGUGCUACCUCCGUCAUUGGCUCACCAAGCAAUCUCAAUGAGUUCGAACAGUGCCAAGAGCUGCUUAGGUCAAAAGCCGUCCAACAACAACAACAAAAACUAGCCUCUGCCUCUCAAUUCAUGGCAGCCGGAGCUUCUUUUCCAUACAACAAAUGCUUAUAUUCUCUUCUACAACAACAAAAUGAGGUCCAAAGAUCAGCUGCGGCAUUGAUGAUGGGUGAUGAGCUUCACAAGUUCGGCCGCGGCCGCCUGGAAAGGAAUGAUUUUUCAGCAAUGGGAUUAGGAGGAUCGGUGAACCCAGGUUCCAGACAGAUUUACUUGACAUUUCCAGCUGACAGCACCUUCAGAGAAGAAGAUGUGUCAAAUUACUUCAGCAUUUAUGGACCUGUUCAAGAUGUUAGGAUUCCUUACCAACAGAAGAGGAUGUUUGGGUUUGUUACAUUUGUGUAUCCUGAGACAGUGAAGAUCAUUCUGGCUAAAGGAAACCCUCAUUUUGUUUGCGACUCGCGUGUGCUUGUUAAGCCUUACAAGGAGAAGGGAAAAGUUCAAGACAAGAAGCAACAACAUCAGCAACAGCAAAUGGAGAGGGGAGAGUAUUCUGCCUGUUCGAGUCCAUCCGGGCUUGAUUCUAGAGAGGCAUUUGAUCUCAGUCUUGGAGCAAGAAUGUUUUACAACAAUACUCAAGAGGUGUUGUUGAGGAGGAAAUUAGAGGAGCAGGUUGAUUUGCAGCAAGCCAUUGAGCUUCAGGGGAGAAGGCUACUGAACUUGAAGCUUCUUGACUUCAACAAUCAUCAGCAUCAUCAGUUCCACCAUGGACUAUCCACUGGGUCUCCCAUACCCUCACCAACUGUUUCCUGUGCCCCAAAUAACCAUCCACUCAUUUUCCAGGUUGAUGGCAUUGAUCAAGAACCAAUUACAGAAGAGAACAAUGGUGGUCCAGUUGCUACCCUUUCCCAGACUGCUGCUGCAGAUGCUGAUAAGCAGCAGGAGGGAGUGAAUCCAUCUUGCAAUAAUGAUAAUGACAAUGGUAAUAUUAAUAGUAAGGAGGAGAAAAUCAAAACUGAAGAAAGUGAUCUCCCAGAAAGCUUGGAGCACAUUCUCCCUGAUAACCUCUUUGCUUCACCAAAAAAGUCCUCGAGCGACCACCUUAACACAUUCUCCACUGGUUCUGUAGAGGCUGAUGAGAAAAUCUCAAGUCCUACUACAUCAAGUUCUAUCAACACCCCUUCACUGGCUUCUCUUAAUUCAUGCUUUCUACACAUGCCAAGGUUUUCUUCUGGGCAUGGAGCCAUUGGCAUGUAGUUUGCAAGGUUGAACAUGGCCAGCAAAGGGGGGAUCGACUCUGUUAGGAAUAUAUGGGAUGCAUAUACUAAGGAAGAAAAAUACCCUCUAGCUGUAUAGCCAAAACUAUACCCACAACAAAGAAAAAGAUCUGUAGAGAAGGUCUGAGCAAGAUCACCAUCAUCAAUCCAUACUAUACUACUUACAAUGAAUACAUAAUAUGCAUAGGUAAAGGAAAGAUGAACUAAUUUAUGGGAGUGGGGUCUUUUUCUCUUUCCUUCUGUGUACCCUCCCUGUAGGUAAAGUUGUGCUGGACCACACAGCAACAGCAACAAACAAAGGCCAGUAGUAAGUAGUAACUCUUUUUAUCAUAUAUAUAAUGUAAUUCCCCCUUUUUUAAAACUCUUUAAUCCUCCUUUCUGGUGAGGUGAAAGAAGAACUAUAAACAAAUGAAAGUUGUAUGAAGAA
Messenger RNA from Rubroshorea leprosula, 2924 nucleotides. NCBI's taxonomy places the organism in Eukaryota, Viridiplantae, Streptophyta, Magnoliopsida, Malvales, Dipterocarpaceae. The record is from the annotation of a GenBank genome assembly.